Antechinus flavipes (yellow-footed antechinus) is the source of this 2478-nucleotide messenger RNA. RefSeq names its product serine and arginine rich splicing factor 9 (gene SRSF9). Gene Ontology annotation, cellular component: cytoplasm; ribonucleoprotein complex; nucleus. NCBI's taxonomy places the organism in Eukaryota, Metazoa, Chordata, Mammalia, Dasyuromorphia, Dasyuridae. Gene Ontology annotation, molecular function: mRNA binding. The transcript has 4 exons. The record is from RefSeq and is a predicted model, not a curated record. The coding region runs from base 1494 to 2105 and encodes 203 amino acids.
AGGCUGAGACAACUGGUUUCCUGCGUAACUUCCCGUUAUUUUAUUUCAUGCACUAAAAAUGUGAUUGUGACAAAGGGGCUCAGUGGUACAGAACAUGGGAUCAGGAGUCAACCGGAGUUCAAAUCCAGUCUGUCACUGUGAGAUCACUUCACCCAUGUUCACCUUGACUGUUUCCUCAUCUGUAAAAUGGGGAUAACAACCCCCUACCUCCAAUAAGCUGUACCUACCUCAUUGUCAUGAAAAUCAGAUAUAAUAUAUAUAAAGUGCUUAACACCAUCAGUAGAGCCUGAAGUCAGACUAUCGUCUAUUUCCAGUCUGGGCUGUGUGACCUUGGGCAUACUAUUGUCAAAAUAUUUGGAGAUGCCAUUUCCCAGAGCUAAGGGCCAGCAAGAGGGCUGUGCCCUGAACUUGGCAUAACAAUAAUCCUUUGCGUUCUGUAUGAUCUCAUCCUCUGGCAAAAUGUAUUGCUUUGAUCAGCACCUACUGUUCACCGAGGGAUUUAUGAUUUUCACAUGGAUAACUCUUUAGGUUUGUUGGAGCUCCCCCUAUUUCCCAGAGAUCUGAAAGUCAAGGUACUGCAGCCUAAAAGCAUUCAGCAUGCCUCCUGUCACCUGUGCCCAAGUAACUGCCAAGCGAACCAAACCAGGUCCUGUUUCCGCCACAUUCUUGGAGGCUGUUCCCACAGAUCCAAAAAUGCUGGUGUCGUCCCAAGAAAUACCAGCCAUGAGAACUGCUUAUCAAGACCUAAGGUGAAAAGCCUGGCACUGACUUUGCCCCGCACCGCAGCCCCCACCACUGCCCGCUCUGCUAGUGGGCACGUCAAGCUUCACGUGCCCCCCACCAGCGGAGCCCCAAAGCCAAGUACACAGUGCGCGGGGAUCCCGGAGCACUUCAGCGUUCAGAGGAGCCCACGGCGUCCGGAGGCUCGGGUUUAAAUGCCCGCUCGGCAGCAGAGACCCUGAUUAAUGCGGCCACUAAAUCGGGGAGGGGAGCGGUCCUUUCCAGCUCGACAGGCGAUGACCUUUUUUAAAAGUUAAUAUAUAAAAGUAUUUUCUCUCCUUCCCGACGCCCCCAUUCAAAAAAAAGUCCUCGUAACAAGCUUGCAGACUAUGAAAGUCGUAACAAAAGUUGCUUUGUCUUUCUUUUUCAUCCAGUGGUGGGUGGAAGAAAAAAACACAUUGUUGUUAAUUGGCGGAGGAGGAAUUUUAACUAAAAGGUUCAUAGUUAGGCAAAACAAAUCUUGAAGUCAGCCAGAACAACCCGCAAGCCAGGGAGUCCGCUAGGGGUCGGGCCCCAGAGCGCCCGCAGCUCCCACGCCGGAACCGCAGGUAAAAGCCACCGAGGGUGGGCGGAGAAAAGACGGCGGGCUUGCCGCUGCGCAGACUCAGUGGAGCGUCGAGGGGGGGGCGGGGAGAAGAGAGCCGUUCUGGCGAUUUCCCUUUAAGAAACCUUCUUUUAGAACCUCCGACCCACUUCCGCUCUUGGUUCCCACAAUGCGCCGCGGCAGAGAGCGGCCUGGGCUGCGGGAAGCGGCUGAGGGGAUGUCUGGGAUGAUGUCAGGGAUGUCGGGCUGGGGGGAGGAAGAUGACCGGGGCAGCGACAACGACGGGAGGAUCUACGUGGGAAAUCUUCCGGCAGACGUGAGGGAGAAAGACCUGGAGGACCUGUUCUACAAGUACGGCCGCAUCCGGGACAUCGAGCUAAAGAACCGCCGGGGACUGGCGCCCUUCGCCUUCGUGCGCUUCGAGGAUCCCAGGGAUGCAGAAGAUGCUAUUUAUGGAAGGAAUGGUUAUGAUUAUGGCCAGUGUCGGCUUCGUGUGGAAUUACCCAGGAAUCCUGGGGGUGGAGGGCCCCGUGGGAGGACUGGACCACCAUCAAGAAGAUCUGAAUAUCGCGUUCUCGUCUCAGGCCUUCCUCCCUCAGGCAGCUGGCAGGAUUUGAAGGAUCACAUGCGAGAAGCUGGGGGUGUAUGUUAUGCAGAUGUGCAGAAAGAUGGCAUGGGGGUAGUUGAGUUCCUCCGCAAGGAAGAUAUGGAAUAUGCCCUGCGUAGACUGGACGACUCCAAAUUCCGUUCUCAUGAGUGGCUUACCUCACCUGGCAACUGAUACCUAUUUGGGGCUAAGAUGGUUCAACUGUGCCAUUGCCCAAAUCACCUUACACGUCGAGAGCAAGGUGGUCACAGCUGUGAAUGAACUUGGAAUCAUGAAGUCUUCUGCUUAAGUUUAGGAUAACACUUGGGACACUUGGAGAGCUUCUUCCACUUCCACUUAACAGCCCUUUUUAUCUACUCAGAAUAGACUGGAUAUGAGGCCUUGUUCUUCCCCCCAUCCCCCUUCUUCAUCCCUCACUUUUUUUCCUUCCUUUUGUUUUUUGUUUGAAUUUCAGGGUGAAACUUCCUAUAUCAGAGUUUAUCCAGAAAGAAGCACCAGCUAUGGCUACUCGAGGUCCCGGUCAGGGUCAAGGGGCCGUGAUUCUCCA